This is a messenger RNA of Microplitis mediator, 5963 nucleotides long. It is a transcript of the gene fab1, whose product is annotated as putative 1-phosphatidylinositol 3-phosphate 5-kinase. Gene Ontology annotation, biological process: phosphatidylinositol metabolic process; intracellular signal transduction. The coding region runs from base 150 to 5783 and encodes 1877 amino acids. Gene Ontology annotation, molecular function: ATP binding; 1-phosphatidylinositol-3-phosphate 5-kinase activity; metal ion binding. Lineage: Eukaryota; Metazoa; Arthropoda; Insecta; Hymenoptera; Braconidae. The record is from RefSeq and is a predicted model, not a curated record. The transcript has 4 exons.
CAGCUGAUCCAGUUGUCAAAGUAAAAACUUUUCGUUUCGUGAGACAGUUGUCAUAUUUAACAACUUUAUUUAUUAUUCUGUAAAUAUAUAUAUGUAUAUGUUUAUAUUUAUAUUUUUUUCUGUAAAAUGAUAGAGACAGUUGAUUAAAAAUGAUGAAUAAGAAUAUGAACUCACCAACAAAACUGACCGAGUUUGCUCCGCUGAGUCCGCAAGAAAACCAACCAGUUGUUGCAUCUCUGUUUUCUAAAUUUUUUAACCUGACCAAAAAUGUUACGGAAAGUCCAGAAACCGAUGGAGCUAGAAAUGCUGAGGUGUCACCUAGUGUGGAUGAUCAAAGUUCUUCUGGAGACUCGGGCUCUUGGAGAGGUGAUAGUUCUGAAAAAACUCCAGAAGACAGUAGUUCAACAAUGACAUUUAAUUUAGACGUUUCUGAAGGUCGGAGUUUGCCAAAUGUUCUCAGGAGAAUCAGCAAUAUUGUAGCACUCAAGAGCAAUAAUUUAAAAUCGUACAAAGAUUCACAUCUGAGGAGCUAUUGGAUGCCAGACAAAAAAGCUAAACAGUGUUAUGAAUGCUGUGAGCGAUUUACUACAUUUAGAAGAAGGCAUCAUUGUCGUGUCUGCGGGCAGAUAUUUUGUUCAAAGUGUUGCUCAGAUGAAAUUCCUGGUAAAAUAAUGGGAUGUACUGGUGAUUUAAGGGUCUGUACAUACUGUUGUAAAGUUGUUUUGUCUUAUUUGCAAUCUUCUGAUAUGAAAAGCGUUUUGUCAGCAGAUUUAAAAGCUCUUCAGGAAGAUUUAGAGGUUAAAUAUGGAGGAAACGAUACUCUGGCAGUAGCUGAAAUAAAAUCAAGUACAAUUGAAGAUGAAACGAGAAUUUACAGAAAAACUAGUGUUGGAUAUAUGGAAGAAAAAUAUGCUAUUGGAACACAUUCUGGUGAUUAUUUAACGUCUCAUGAACGUUCUAUUGUUUUAAAAAAUUCCGCCUCACUGAGAAUUAUUUGUCAAGAGUUGUUUAGAUCAAAUAAAUCUAUACCUUUGGAAACUCAUCGGGUGAGACUUAAAAAUUAUUACAACUGUUUUACGGGAAAUCAACUGGUUAACUGGAUGAUAUCACAAAAUAAAGCAGCAACACGUAUACAAGCUACGGCAAUUGGACAAGCAUUAUUUCAAGCAAAUUAUAUCGAAUCAAUGCAGUCAGACAUUGAAUUUACAGAUUCUCCAGCAAUAUUUACACCUGUUACUAAUAAUUUAUCUGAUAAUUUAUUAAAUAAAAAUGUGUCUAGUUGUGAUAGCCAUGAGCCUGCAUGGGUUAAAAAUAUACCACAGCAUGAUUCAACUGGUACUGAUUCUGAAAGUGAAUCAAAACAAUCUGAAAUUACUACUCGGAUACCUUCCUCGGGUUCGAGUUUUUAUCUGGAUCUCGAUGUUGGAGCAUCUACAGUUACUUUAAAGCGACCUACAACUUUGGAUAAUUUUUUUACAGAUACAUACAGUGAUCCUGGUGAUCAGCAGCAAAUUUUAUCUAAACUUGAUCAAUCAAAUAAUACCGGAGUAACUGAUGAAAUAAUAAAUGAUGAAAAUUUAAAAGUUCAACAGGUUAAAGUUAGAAACUGUUGGCACAAAGUUAACAAUCUUUGUAAUUCUUAUGGUGAAAUGAGUGCUUACAAUAAUCUGUCUAUUGCUUACAAACAGCACGAGGAAUAUUUAAUAAAACAGCUGUUGAAUAAUAAAGGAUUGUCAUCAAGUUGGGCUGAGGUGAUAUUGCCACUUGCUCAUCAGAUUGUUGACCAAGUAAGACCUAAUAAAAAUCAUGAUGCCGAUGAUAUGGAUAUACGUCAGUACGUUCAGAUUAAAAAAUCACCUGGUGGCGCCAGAGAUGACUGUGAAAUAUUGUCUGGAGUAUUUUGUAGUAAAAAUGUUGCACAUCGUGCCAUGAAUGCAAUGAUUGCACAUCCUAAAAUAUUACUUUUGCAGUGUGGUUUGAUGUAUCAACGAGUUGAAGGCAAACUAUUAAGUCUUGAGCCAGUAAUGCUUCAAGAAAAAGAGUAUUUGGGUCAUACAGUUGCCAGGAUUAUGGCAUUGAAACCUGAUAUAGUGAUGGUUCAUCGAUCAGUUGCUCGAUUAGCUCAGGAUAGAUUUCGUGAGUGUGGAGUCACGUUGAUAUUAAAUGUUAAGCUCAGUGUUAUGGAAAGAGUCGCUCGUUGCACAGGUGCUACUAUUGUCAAUACCAUUGACGCACAUUUAACGACUCACGUUAAAUUAGGAACAUGUCAAAAAUUUUAUCUCAGAAAUUUUCCACGUGAUAAUAAUUCUGUUAAAACAAUUAUGUAUUUUGAAAGCUGUGCAAAUUCACAUUUAGGAUCUGGAAUUCAUUUACGAGGAGGUUCCUUGAUGGAGCUUAAAAAAGUUAAAAAUGUCAUGUCUACUGUCAUUUUUGCUGCAUACUCAUGGCGUCUUGAAAAAUCAUUUUUAAUGGAUGAAUUUGCUAAACCACCUUCACCUAAAGACUAUUUUUUCAAUGAAAAUUUUCGUCAAGAAUCUGAUGACGGAGAUUUGGAUCAACAACAAGUAACUGAUGAUAAUAAAUCUUGUUUUAAAAAAGUUGGUGAUAUUAAUCAAGAUGAUAUUGAAAAUAAAUUAAAGUUUAAGGAUAAAGUAUUGGGAGAAGAAAAACGUAGUCAUGGUGAAUCGAUAAGCGAUUUAAGUGAUCCACUGCAUCAAUAUUUGAAUGAGCAAGAUGACAUAAUUAUUUUACCUAAUAAUUCAAACAGUUUAAGUCUCAGUGUUGCAGAUCUUCCAUUGCUUAAUAAAUUUAAAAAAUCACUUGACGGUACUAUUCUCAGUUUUUCUCCGUAUUUGAAAUUUACAAUACCAUAUUUGGAAACAGAAUCUGGUAGAAAUUGUGUUUUACGUAAAUUUUUUCCCAAAGAUAUUUUUUAUUCUCCACAAUUUAUAGAUACAGUGGAAGGUACUAAAGUUAAUAAUAAUAAUUGUCAACAACAACAGGAACAGCUACAUCAACAACAACAACAAGAAAAAGAACAAGAAAUACAGAGUACAGUUAAUUUUAAAUCACGGCACCCAUUUACACUGGCUAAAUUAACAGCUGGUAUUGAAUCACGUCAAGUACAGGCACUGAUAGCAGAUUUUCGUGCUCGGGGUAGUCGACUUAAUCCAACAAACAAUAUACUAUUGAAGACAGUUAAUAGAUUAUCGGAGUUAAAUGAAAAUAAUCAGACUAAAUGGCCUGAUUGUUUAGAUCCAUCGAGUCAUCAGAGACUGGCCGUACUCUUUUGUAGUUUUUCACACAAUGCAAAUAAUGUUCCUGCUUUUUGUGUUAAUCCGUGGAUUGUAAAUAUGGAUUUAUACGGUCGUAAUGAUAUUGCUCUGGGACGUUUUUUGGAGCGUUAUUGUUUAACUUCUGAAUACAAAUGCCCAGCGGCUAAUUGUCGGGCUCAAAUAGUUCAACAUGCACGACGUUUUGCUCAUGACAGUAGUUGCAUUCACAUAACUCUAAAAAAAAUGUCAGCAGAUCCUUUUGGGCAAGAAAAUAGCCAUGACAUUCUUAUGUGGAGCAAAUGCAUUAAAUGUAAAAAUGUAUCACCAGUUGUACCCAUGUCUUCAGACACUUGGUCACUCUCAUAUGCUAAAUAUCUUGAGCUACGUUUUUAUAAUAAUGCUUAUACUAAUCGUAGCUCUGAAACAUGUGUCCACUCACUUCAUCAUGAUUAUAAUCAAUAUUUUUCACGUGGUAAUAUGCUUGCAAUAUUUAAAUAUACAACAAUAUCAUUGUGGGAAAUAUCAUUACCACCACCAGUUAUACAUAUUAUUUAUGACGCUAAACAGCACGUAAAUGUUAUUGAAGAAAUGAAAAAUAUUGCGUUGAAAGGUGAUGAGGUAUUUUCAAGUAUUAAAGAAAAACUUAUGACUCUUCAAUUGGAACAGGAUGCGCUAAAUGCAGCCAAGCAGCAAGUAGCCAAAGAGCAACAGUAUUUUAAAAAUAAAAUAGAAGAAGUUCAGUUAAAAUUAACAUCUCCAACAUUGGAAAACACUAAAUUAGAGGGAAAAGCUUCUGAAAGACAAGUUCAGACGUUUAUGUUUAGAAUAGAAGAUGGAUUGGUUAUUUUAAAAAGAUUAAUAUCUGAAGCUGUGUCAAAUUGGAAUGACAGAAUUAAUGAUAUUACUACAAAGAAAAAAGAUCAAAGACCACGUAAAUUUACUGAUAGAUCACUGACUGCUGGGAGUAUUAAUGGGAUCGUUGAUACUGAUGGUUAUAUAACAGAAGACACUGCUUCUGAAUCAUUGAUUGAGGAUCUGAGUCCAAUGUCUGCAGAUUAUAAUGCAAUUGAAGCUAUUUCAGCAGUCUCCAGUACAGUUCAAAGUGAUGGAUUUUAUUUUGGUGAUAAUAUGCUCGAGAGUUCAGACAAUGAAAUUCAAGAGACUAGUCAUGAUGUCGUUGUAGUUAAAGAUUCACCAAAAUCUCAUCAUCGUUCAUACUCGGAUGUACUUCCUGUUGUUACAUCUGACGAUAUGCCAGAUCGUAAAAAAAAAAAGAAAACAAUAUUGUCACAGCUUUUACCAUCGACUACAAUUACAACUCCAAUUAAUAAUCCAUUGGGUGUUUUGGAACACCAUUUACUUCCUCUUGGUUCAGUUGUUCCGAUAGUCGUAUAUGAAAGUGAGCCGUCGUCUAUAAUAGCUUAUGCUUUGGAUUCUCAUGAUUACAAACACGCGCUGCAGGAAAUUAUUCGAACAACCAAAAUUCCCACCGACCAAAAUCAAAGUCCUUCAAUUAAACGUAAAUUAGAUAGUAAAGAUAAUUCAAUAGAGUCUGGUCAAUCAGAUAAUAAUUUACAAAAUUCAACGGUUGAGAAUGAAGAAGAAAGCAAGACAAUAAAGCAACAUAAUUAUAUUCAAGUUCAGUUUGCUGACAGUACAACAAAUUUUUACUGCCGAAUAUAUUUCGCAGCUCAGUUUGCAGCUUUGAGAGAUAACGUUCUACCUUGCGGCGAAGACGGAUUCACCAGGAGUCUUUGUCGAAGUGUCCAGUGGGCCGCAAGGGGCGGAAAAAGUGGUAGCACUUUUUCAAAGAGUCGCGAUGAUAGAUUCAUUUUAAAAGAAUUAUCUCGCGUUGAAAUGCAAAUAUUUUUAGAUUUUGCACCAAAUUAUUUUGCAUAUAUGGAAAAAUGUCAGCAAACGAAACAACCGACAUUGUUGGGAAAAAUAGUCGGAGUUUAUCGUGUGUCUUUUAAAAAUAAUACAACGAAUGCCGCUUUAAGAACAAGUGUUUUAGUAAUGGAAAAUUUAUUUUACUCACGGACAAUAACUGACAAGUAUGAUUUAAAAGGGUCAGUAAGAAAUAGACUAGUAAAUUUAGAGGAAGCUGAUCAAGAGGGCGAACUAGUUUUGUUGGAUGAAAAUUUAUUGAACAUGAGCUGUGAUUCCCCUUUGUACAUUAGACCACAUUCAAAAUCAGUUUUGAAUAAAGCUAUAGAGCAGGAUACUAAAUUUCUGGCUGAUAAUUCUGUAAUGGAUUAUUCACUUCUUGUUGGUCUUGAGCCAGAAUCAAAUCAACUUGUAUUAGGAAUCAUUGAUUAUAUACGAACAUUUACUUGGGAUAAAAAACUUGAAACAAUGGUUAAAAAAUCUGGAAUAUUAGGCGGUCAAGGCAAACUACCAACAAUAGUAUCACCAGAAGAAUAUCGAGCUAGAUUUAUAGCUGCUAUGCACAGAUAUUUUCUACCUGUACCAGACAGAUGGACUGGGCUAGGUCGUGGUGUCGAGUAACAAUAAUAAACUUUCAGUAUAAUUUGUAUAUAAUAAUGAGUAUUAAUUAUACAAUACUCUUUUUUUUUAUACUAAUGUCAUUGUGAUUUUUUUCAGUAUAUUUACGUACUCAUACAUAUGAUGUAUAUGUAUAUAUAUUAUAAUUUAUAAUAAAUUAAUAAAAUUAUUGAUAAAACACUU